Molecule: messenger RNA, 446 nt
Organism: Homo sapiens (human)
Lineage: Eukaryota; Metazoa; Chordata; Mammalia; Primates; Hominidae
Gene: SCGB1D4
Product: secretoglobin family 1D member 4
Exons: 3
Coding region: 66-317 (83 amino acids)
Cellular component (GO): extracellular region
Source: RefSeq, marked validated
AGGCUCCUGGAGUCGAAUCCAAAUCACUCAUUGUGAAAGCUGAGCUCACAGCCGAAUAAGCCACCAUGAGGCUGUCAGUGUGUCUCCUGAUGGUCUCGCUGGCCCUUUGCUGCUACCAGGCCCAUGCUCUUGUCUGCCCAGCUGUUGCUUCUGAGAUCACAGUCUUCUUAUUCUUAAGUGACGCUGCGGUAAACCUCCAAGUUGCCAAACUUAAUCCACCUCCAGAAGCUCUUGCAGCCAAGUUGGAAGUGAAGCACUGCACCGAUCAGAUAUCUUUUAAGAAACGACUCUCAUUGAAAAAGUCCUGGUGGAAAUAGUGAAAAAAUGUGGUGUGUGACAUGUAAAAAUGCUCAACCUGGUUUCCAAAGUCUUUCAACGACACCCUGAUCUUCACUAAAAAUUGUAAAGGUUUCAACACGUUGCUUUAAUAAAUCACUUGCCCUGCA